GCGACUCGUUUUCAGAACCGACACAACAAACCCGAUUCGGGGCCGAAAUUCCUUCAUCUGUGGCGCAGGUUUCCAAGUUUUUCUUUGCCUGUUUUUGCGUUUACAGGUACUCUCUCUCUCUUUUCUUUUUUUAUAACUUAGACCGACUAAGAUGCUGUCGUCGGAAACGUUGUCUGGACCUGUGUUUCUCAGGGGAAAUUCGGACGGUUUUCAUCGCGGACUUCAAGAAACAACGUUAGUUACCAGUUAGUUAGCUAUGCGGCAGCUCCGGGGAGUCUUUUUGUACAGUAAUGCUUCAGGUACUCUUCUUGGGAAAGCUGGUGGUCACACUUUCUUACGUUUUAUUCGAUCUGCAACUGGCGUAUUUAUCUAGACCCUUUCCACACCGUUGUUGGUGUCGCCGGUGUGAAGUGAAAUGUUCCGUUAUGUCGGUAGGCGAGAUCCAACAUCCCGCAAGAUGUCAGGAUGGUUCGGGCUGCGUGCUACCGCCAACUUUCCUACACCAAGGUCUGUCCAGUGUACUCCAGCAUAACCGCGAUGGGAAACCAGCGGACCUUGGUUUCUUGAGGAUGACUGGAGCAGGUGAAAUAUAUGGGACUGUGGUUUGUACCUUGGAGGAGGGUCCCAUCUCCUCUGGAGCUCCUGCUGGCCCAUGGGAAAGCUCCAUUUACAGCUCGUUCGCCUAUAUGUUUAACAUCAUACAUCAUAGAGGCCGUAGAAGCACCCUCACCAGGUACAAUCCUGGGCGCAGUCUUCCUCAGGUUCAGAAUGUUGCAAGUCCAACAGCAUUUCGGGUUGAAUUCCAGAAGUGUGCAGAGGUGGAGCUCGACACUGAUCCCCCUCAACUGACAUUCUUCCUUCAAAUCUACAACAUGGGCCCAGUAGGUGGCACCAACCUGUCUCAAGUGGCUAUUAGGGACUCCAUUUCAGGGAUAGUACCCCUGAAAACCGAAGGCAAGGUAGUGGAGACAGGCUACCAGACAUUUGCGAUUGAUUCACUGCCGGCUGGAUCCAGGCAUGUUGUGAAUUAUACGGCUCGCAUCAAAAGUCAUAAGAAUGAAGUGUUACACCUUCCUGCUUUUCUAACAUUCUCUAAUGCCUCGCAGAAUGAUGUUAGCAUGUUUGGUCCACUAAUGGCUAAUCUGACCCUGAGGGUGAACUCCACUGACAGGAUUCAUCCUAAUCAUGGUGUCCAUUUUGCUGGAUUUGUUGGUGGCUUCCUUUUGACUUUGGUGCUGCUUUCCCUUGGAUAUCUGGCACGGAAUCUGAUGUGUGCCAGAAACAGAUUUAACCUUCCUCAGCAAAGGAAAAACAGGGGGGAUUCUGACCCAGAGUAUGCAGAUUGUAACAUGAUUGAGACAGCCAAAGAUGAGGCAGUGUUUGAAGACAAGAUGGUGGACAUCAUGGUGCUAGAAGAUCCCCAGAACAUGUAUCAAGCUCUUGAGAACCUGGAGAUGUCUAGCCUGCUGCGUGCCACCGCCAACCUGGAGGCCACUCGGGUUCAGAUCUAUAAGGACCUAAUUACGUCCCUUCUGGGAAACCUGCAGUCCCGAGACCAAGCAAGUGCCCAGGUCCAGCAGAGGCUGCUCAGUGUGCUCCAUGGCCAGCUGCUGGGCAUGGAGGGACGGCUGAAGGAGGAGAGGGGGGCUCGCAUGGCUGCCUUAGCUGGCCAGUGUAACCUGGAGACCCGGGAGGAAAUGGAGGUGGAGCACCGCAGCGAGACAGCUGAGAAAGCCAGGGCAGAGCUACUGUGUCAGCAUGCAGACCAACAGGAGCUCCUGCAGUGUGGCGUCCUCUUGGAAAAGCUGCACAAGCUCAGCCAGAGCCGGCUACAGCGAUCCCUGCUGGUCCGACAUGAAGAAGCAUCAGCCAAGGUCCAGAGGCACAUAGUAGAGUGGCGCCGGGUGGAACUUCACAAGAUCUUCUGUGAGGAGCUGGAGGAGGCCACCAGGAUGGGCGAGUUGGAUAAGAGUACAGUCAAGAGUCUACAGCAUGAUUACUUCAUGUGCCAGGAUCAACUGGAGGAGGUUCUGGAUGUGGUUCUUGCAAAUCAGCGCAAUGAGCUGGCAGAACGUCAUGCUCAGAGAAAGUUCCUGGUCCACAGUCUUCAGAGCCUCAAGAGCCUAAUGUCUGACACUUUCUCCAACACCUCUAGCAAUUUAGACCGCUGGUUUAACAAUAUCAAGAGAGGGAGCACAUUGUCCACAGAGCACAUUGACCAGCUCCAAGACAAGGCCCAAAAAGAGCUGCUGAUGGUGAGACAGAGGCUGGAUGAGGCACUGAGCCAGGAAAGGAGAGCCAUGCACUGUGUGCUGGUCAAAAAGAGGCGGGAGCUCAUCUCUAACAUGUUGCAGGAACAAAAGCAGAGACAGAAGGACCUGUCAGGCCUGUCCAGGGGUCUGAAGGAGAUAGUAGACAUGGCCCAGCACUUACGCUGCUGGCAGAACCUGCUGACUGCUCAGAGCCUGGAACUAGCUGAGCUCAUCAACAACUUGGAUGAGGAGGCCGCUGCCAACAUUCGCAAGACAACCAUGUGUACGAUCCAGAGUGCCAUGGCAGAAGUCAAUGCCAUCCAACCUUCUGCAGUACAGGCAAUGCUAACACUCUUACCUCCUGGAGCUCCCAGUACUCUCUUUGAUAUAGAGCCAGAGCCAGGACCGAGUCAGAGUCAGGGUCAGGGAGCCAGUGCUCUUCAACGAGCACAGGAGAGACUACACCAGGAGGGCAAGGUAGCUGUACGCACCCUUAGGUGCACCAGGGAAGCCCUGCGGGAGGCCAUGGAGCGAGAGCUGCACGAGCAGAGGGAGUUAAGGGCCCGUGGCCGAGCUUUCUUCAGGUGUUUGUGCUCUUUUCAGCUGACCCUUUCAGAGGAUGACAGCCUUAGGAUGAAGCUGGAAUUUCAGAAGUGUCUGUCUGUGAUGGACCGCUGCCUGGUGCUACCUCAUGCCAUCUCCAGAGCAAAACUCUACACAACCCUGGCUGCCUGGAAGAAGGAGACUGAGCAGUUGAUUGAUAAAACUCAUAUAGAGAAGAAGCCACAAUCCAAGGGGAAAUCCAGCAAGUCCAGACACAAAGCAGACACAGCCGAGCUGCUACUCUUCCAAAGGAGGCUAGAGGAAAGGAUCCAGCUGUUUGAGAAGGAGAAGGAGAUGGAGAGCGUUUUCAUGGACAAGGUUCUAGAGGAAAUGGAGAGGGAGCGAGGGCAUGAGCUAUGCUCGCAGGCAGAUGGCCUGGCAAUGCAAAUGGCUGCUAUCCACUACCAGAAGGCUGAGAGGAGGGCCAAGGUCUUGGAGACCUCAAAAGCCAUGCUCACCCUUCAUAACCUUCUCACUCAGCAGCUCCGAGAUGGAAAGAGCCUAGAGGGACAGGAUAUGGCACAGUGUAUUCAGAGCCACUGCUUGGGCCUUGAGGAAGCAAACCUACAGCUCCACAGAGAGAGGACAGGGUUGGACUGCUUUAAGACCACUCAGUGCGGUGACAAGCCAAUCACAGACCCGGAGGACAAAGAGAAGGAGGAUGUGAAUGGAGAGGAGGAGGAGAAACACUUUCAGGUGCAGCAGGACUGCAGAAUGGCUAUGAUCCUGAACAAUGCCCUGUACAAGCGUGAUCAGGUGUUGGCACUGCUGAAUGAAAGCUUGCAACAGUCAAUCACCAUGAGUCAAGCCAUGGAAGAUUUGAGGCAGCAAGUGGAGCUCAAGAGACUGUAUUCAAACUGCGACCAGGAUCUGGAGUUUGCCUCUCAGCUGGUCAAGAAGAGUCAGAUGACCACUGAUGAUCUUGUGGAGACCCUCCGUCUCCUCCUCCCCACCUUGCCCGAAUCUGAGCUCCUCUCCAUCAUCGAUGCCCUCUGCCCCAAACAGCAAUCUUCAUCCUCCUCGGAGCAGGACCAUGCAGGGUGUUCUAGGGGGUCAAGCAGAACUCUGCUGGUCAAACUAAGGGAAGAAAUGGUGAAGAGGAAUAUGCCAAGCCACGUGGUGGAGAACAGACUGCAGGCAAAGAGGCAAAGUCUAAAUGAAAAACUAUUCCCCAGUCUGCGACCCCAAGCUCCAAAAGACGUCGCACCAGUGCUGGUUAAAAAAAAAGGAAUGGAAAGCAGUGUUACAACCGUGAAACAGGAAACUCAUAAAUCAACCGUGGCUGAAAGUACAGCAGCGCUGCAGCAUCAACAUGCUACAAGUCAAGGGGUGAUGGAAGUAGUGGAAGAACCCCUGUCAGCACCCAUCACUACUUCCACAUCCACUAGUGCAGCACUGAGCCCCCCGGACAUCGAAGGUAGGGUGUUUGUGUUUCGGGUACCACCAGACGUUCAUGACAAUAUAGAUGCCCCAAGCAGCAGAAGAAGAAAGAAGAAGAAUUUUCUCAAUCUGAAGAAGGGCUCUGUAGCUCCAACAAAUCUACCUUGAGAUUUACAAACGUUGCUUUUUUUCUAAAGGACUAUGCUAUAUCUUGCAUUAUAAUGGCACUUAAUGAUGGCAAACCAAAAUUAAUGGCCAUUAUGAAUAAAUUGUUUUUGUUACAUAGCAACAACAUAAGCCUAGGAUGUUUGUUGUACUAUUAGUUUUGUGUAGCCACUGACUGGUUUAAGUCAAGGCAGCUGAGUGUCACCAUUUUCAGUCAUUCCUUGAACCUAUGUUUAAAAUUUUAGUUUUGUUUUUUGUUUGUUUGUUUUUUUGCUAAACAUGGGUCGUUUACCUGUUUUGUUGUAUCAGACAUAAAA
This is a messenger RNA of Lampris incognitus (smalleye Pacific opah), 4717 nucleotides long. Its product is annotated as limbin-like. Bases 291 to 4403 code for a protein of 1370 amino acids. The record is from RefSeq and is a predicted model, not a curated record. Gene Ontology annotation, cellular component: plasma membrane protein complex; ciliary membrane. Gene Ontology annotation, biological process: smoothened signaling pathway. NCBI's taxonomy places the organism in Eukaryota, Metazoa, Chordata, Actinopteri, Lampriformes, Lampridae. The transcript has 23 exons.